Molecule: messenger RNA, 3433 nt
Organism: Panonychus citri (citrus red mite)
Lineage: Eukaryota; Metazoa; Arthropoda; Arachnida; Trombidiformes; Tetranychidae
Product: beta-1,3-galactosyltransferase 5-like
Exons: 2
Coding region: 801-2045 (414 amino acids)
Cellular component (GO): membrane
Molecular function (GO): hexosyltransferase activity
Source: RefSeq, a predicted model, not a curated record
UUAUGAUUUAGUUGCUCUUCAACUUUUCAUGACAAACAUUAGAAGUUUGGUCUUAAUUGUGAUUAGAAUUAAGUUAUUUUUUUAAUUGUUCCAAAAAUAGAUGAAUUGUUACGUUCGAUUGGUAGGGUUUCUUUUGUUUGGUGACAUUUUGUUUAUCUCUUUGUGACCUUUUCAUUUUGUGUCAUUUACUUGUAUUGGUUACUCAAUGUUUCUUUUGGAUUAAAUUGAUUUGAAUUGAUUAGCAAGUGAAUCAAUUACUGGUUAUUAGUGAUUUGUCCAUGUUAAUUGUUCAGACACCGGUUUGCUAAUUAAUCAAUAAAUCUGUUUGUCAGUAAAUUAAUCACCUUUUUUUUACGUUCUUUAUAUAUCAAAGAAAACGGGUUUUUAUAUCAUUUUGGUAACUUGGUACCGUCCUCGUAAUGUUAAUUAUGAUGAUGAUGAUGAUCCUUCCGGAGUAAACCGUUAUCUCAUAUUUAAUGUUUCACUGUUACAUUAAUUUUCCACUCCACCACCACCACCACCACCACCGUGUGUACAACAGCAACAAUUAUAAAAUUGUUUACCUGAUGAUGGGAAUGAUUUUGAUGCUGAUAAAGUUACAUUGUGUUGCCAUUUAAAUUGUUUAUCAUCAUAAUGACAAUGUUUAACGUGUUUACCGUCUUGUCCACUAUUCAACUGACCAUAUCUUGAAGUUGAUGAUUUUACCCUUUUGACCCAAAUGUUGAUUUCUGUUAAAUCAUCAUCAUCAUCUUCUCAACCACUUAUCAAAUUAUCCUUGGUGGUUAUUGAUUAAAUCGAUAAUGAACCGUUGGGCUCGUCGAUAUUAUCCUUUGAUGAUCACAACAAUUAGCUUAACAUUUGUUUAUUUCUAUAGUAAAGUGACACUUGAAAAUGAAAUUAACGAUCAUUCUGGUCAACCUGAAGAUGUUAAUCAACCUGUUAUUUACCAGUCAAAUAAUUCAUUCAUUACAAUUAAUGAUAAACAUAGAAAGUUAAUCAAUCCAUAUAAACCAAUGAGAUUAUUUCAACGUUCAUCUUAUCAGAUUGAUGGAGAUAAACCUUACAGGGAUAGUGUAUCUCACUUAUUAGAUAUGGAUAAUUUUACUUUUAUCAAAAAUUGUUCAACCAAAUGUUUACCAUCAACAUCAUCUUUUAAUCAGUCAACAACUUCAGACGAUCUUCCAUCAUCAUCAUUUUCAGAUGAAAUUAAUUUGUUAGCUUUUGUUCAUUCUGCUCCAUUUAAUUUUGACAAAAGACGGAUUAUCCGAUCUACUUGGGCUUCUCGUCGUGUUCAACAUCUUCUCGGAAUAAAAGUGAUCUUUCUUCUUGGUGUUACUAAUUCGUCUUCCCUUCAAUCAGUAAUUGACACCGAAUCGGCACAAUUUGGUGACCUGGUUCAGGGUAAUUUUGCCGAUACCUAUGCCAAUUUAACUUAUAAACAUUUAAUGGGUUACAAAUGGGUGUUAACCUUUUGUCGUGAAGCAAAAUUUAUCAUGAAAAUUGAUGAUGAUGCUUAUGUUGACAUUUUCCGAGUGGUCAGUUUCCUUCGGACAACAUUUCAUCCUCCACCGACAACUGGUAACAAUAAUAAUAAUAAUAAUAAUAACGGUGUUUCCUCAUCACCCAUGGGAAUAAUUAGCUGCUCCAUGUUCCCAGAAGGAGUUUCCGUUAAAAGAAAAGGUAAAUGGAAACUGACCCAUAAAGAGUAUCCCUUUGAUGUUUUACCUGCUUACUGUUCCGGAAUUGGAUAUUUUAUAACACCCGAUGUAAUUCAAGAUCUUUACAAUAUUUCACCAUCGAUAAAACCUUUCCUAUGGAUUGAUGAUUUAUUUAUCACUGGAAUUCUGGUCGCUCAUUUACCUAUUCGCCAUCAACCAAUUAACUUUAAAUUUACUUACGAUCCAAAUGACCUGAGAAAAUGGUUAAAAUCAACUUCAGAUCGUCGACCCUCCCCAUACAUUAUUGGGGAUAUUGGUGAUGUUUCCGAUUGGGAAUCAUUCAUGAUUAAACUGUGGGAAAAAACGAGUAAAUACUUAAUUUCUUGAUUUGAAAAAGAAUCAAAAAGGAAAAUUAUGACCACCACAAUACAAAUCAAUCAUAAUCAACUCAUUGAUUUAUGAAUUUUGAUCAUCUCCAUUCCCAAGUCUCCAACCAAACACAACAGAAUGACAAUGAAGAUCAGCAACGAUCCCCAGAUGAUUAAUAAUAAUCUGGACUCUGAAUUUGUUUCAAUGGUUAAUUUUAUCGGAUGAAAAUUGUGUUCAAAUGAUGUGGUUACAUGGUACAUGGGAAUUUGCAACGAUAACAAAGAUGCAAAGAAACAUAAUCGAUGAUGAAUUGAAUUGCCCCUGUAAACAUGGAGAUGAUUUUCUCUUGCAAAGCGAAACUAUAAAAAAAUCGUCUAUCUAAUUCAUCUUAUUGUUUCUCAACUCUUUUGGUACAACUCUGAAGUCUCUCUCUCUCUCUCUCCUUCACGGACCAGUUAACCCCUUUGGGUGCAGUGUGUUAAAUUUGAUUGUUGACUAUUGUUGAUUUUUUAUUGUUUUUCAAAUGUCUCUGAUAUAAAGACUCUCUCAUGGAUUCAUGAUGAUAAAAACAAUAUUCACACUCAUUAUGAGACCUUUUAUCUCUAUGGAAGUGGUUUAUUAACAAAGAAACAAAUGAAAGGAGCUGAAGUAAACAAAAUCCACUGUAUACCUAUUACAUGAUAUGGCGUUAACGUGUGUCUACAUUCAUCUUAUUCUUCUGGUCUCUUUUGUUUUAAUAGAAAGAAAAGACAAUUACAAUCAAGAUGAACAAUAAUUGUUGAUGAAAUGGAAACAAUUAUUGUCAAGAGAGAGAGAGGAAUCAAAGUAAAGAUCUUGGAACAAAAGGUUCCAUGAUAAAAGAAGAAGACAAGAAGGAGGAUUAAGACGAUGGCGAAAAUAUAAUUAACAAAUAACUUGAAUUACUUCAAGAUCAUGAUAUGAAUGAAUUUCUUAAAAGUUGAUCUUUUCAAGUGAUAACAAUUGGAUUAACAAGAACAGGAAACUUUUCAUCAUCAUCAUCAACAACAGUUUCAUCCUCCACUCACUUGUCAAUGGUUUGGCUUUGCAAUCUGAUACUCAUUCAUUGCAAAAGUAUCAUCUUAUUAUUCACCAGCUUCAAGAUGAUCAUGAUAAAAGAGUAAAUUAUCAUCAUUAACCAUCAACUGUCAUCACAAUUGAAUUAACUUGUUAAUUAUGUUGACUUUACAUCUAUAUAAAUAUUUUAUAUAUAUAAAUUGUUACUUGUUAAUUUAAAAUUUAUAUUGUUAUAUAUAAAAAAGAUUACCCGUUGAUUUACAAUGCAGGACAAUCAAAAAAAGAUUUAAUUUUAAAUUUUCACUUGACUCUUACCUGUCAUAUUUACCUGGUCCUUUUUUACAGAUUAUAUUCAACUUUGUAAACUUAAA